Molecule: messenger RNA, 1796 nt
Organism: Ciona intestinalis (vase tunicate)
Lineage: Eukaryota; Metazoa; Chordata; Ascidiacea; Phlebobranchia; Cionidae
Source: RefSeq, a predicted model, not a curated record
GGAAAUUUCUUCUCCAUAAAAUCGUGUGAGAUCUGGACACAAUGUGGAUCAAGUUGGAGCACACGCACCAAAGUCACCACUCAGUUGAAUCUCGCUGAAGCUUACAGGAAAGUGGGGAAGAUAGAAGACGCCAUGGUGAUUGGUGAAGAGGCGAUGAAAAUAGCGAUUGAAAACGACGAUCGGUCAUGUCAAGCUUACGCUAUGUUGUGUUUUGCUGAUAUACAUCGUGUACGGAAAGAUGAAGAAAGAUCGUUACCAAGGUAUAACUCAGCAUCAGGGCUCAUGCUGGAUACGGGCGACCAGUUCGGAUACAUGAUGUCAACUAUAGGGAAAGCUAAAUUGUAUCUGCAGACGAAAGAUUAUCAAAAGGCAAUCCAAGAAUAUUUUGCGGGUCAAAAAAUAGCUGAAGCUAUUGGCAACAAGAUUACGUCCAUGCAUAUCCACGGUGAACUGGCUCUCUUGUUUCAACGAUUAUCCAACCAAGACGAAGCGAGAGUGAGAACCCUAAGAUAUCAUCGACUUCUCGAAACUAUGGAACUGUUUUGCGGUAUAUGCGCUGAACCGAUGGCGGAGAAAAACGAACAGCUUGAAGCUCUUCCAUGCUCGCAUUUUUUCCACUUAAAAUGUGUUUCCAAUAACGACGCUUUGGAAAUGCGGAUGUGUCCUAGUUGCCAGAAGAAGCCAAUGAAGCAAGCCACGCUAUGACGUUUCCAUUUCCCAAUACCAACCAUAUGUUUAUAUUCCCUGCUAUAUAUAGUCAAGCAGUUGUUGUUUAUGGUACGACGGUAACGUGGGUGCUGUCAGAUAUCUCAAUAUAGGUUUUAUAUAGCAGGAACUAUAGUCUCAGUGAGAAGAAGCUGUACAGUAUUUUUUGGGGAGUAAUUUUAAUUUAACUACUUUUUGUAAACAGGGGUUGCAACAAUCUGUCUACACAGACUGUUGCUAUAGUACCAUGUGGGGUAAGUUGCUGGGAUGCCGUUUAGUUAGUACAUAAAACCUAUAUUUCCUGAUCGUGUUUUUUAACAAUAAACAACGCUCUUUUAGAGUCGCGGGGAUUGCGAUUAUAUAGUUUUGUAAAUAUUAUUUAUUUGCUACUAGUUAGUCCGAGAAAACAAAAUUAUAACAUGGCUCAUCUUACCCCACCAAAUUGGGCGAGUAACACUCUACCAUGCACCCUACUACAUGUAUAACCUUCUGUACUAUAUAACCGGUAUACUGCAUUCUUUUCCAAAAUUAUAAAAGUUGAGUAACUAUGAUUUAAAUCGCAGCUCUAAUCUAUUAGAUUUUAUCCGAUACCAUAAACCCCAAUAUACAAUCGUUCAGUUUAUACACGUGUCAGAAUUGUUAACACACCAGACAGCAAAGCCCGCCAUUUCUAAGCGGCUCAUAGUAUACAGCAACGAAUGGUUGAGGUAACAGACGCGUUACAGGUACACAGGAUUGUUUUAUGGUCAUUUUUUAUCGCCAUCACUGAAUAGGCAGACCUUAUUUAUCUACCCAGCAGUAACUGUUAAACCAAAGCAUUUAGCACAAGGUAUAGCUAUUACUUAUGGCUAAAUAUUUUUAUUUGAAACAAACAAUCACAACGCUGACUGUGAUAACGACUUGUAUUGUUGUGCUUGGAUAUUUGAAGCUGAUUAGGUACGAAGAGGGAAAAUUAAUAAUUCACGUCCACAGAGCAAAUCUAAACAAAGCUACAUCAAACGAUCAAUAUGUCCCUACAGCACCACAAACAACAUUAUCAACACAAACAGAGGAAGCAAAUAGAAGAAAAGUUAGUUUGAAGUCGGACUGUC